AUGGAUCGAAGAAAUAACUUAUUUAAAUUUAACUUAUCAAUGUUAAAUCUCCCUAAAUCCCAAAAAUUAAGAUCAUUUGGGGUUUAUUUAGCUGGAGCAUUAUACGCAAUUGGAUUUUGGUCAAUGAUUGAUGCAGCAAUUUAUUCCAAAUCAAUUAAUGCUUCAAAUGUUCAUGUAUCAAUUGUCGAUUGGAUACCUUUUAUUUGUUCAACUUUAGGUAUGAUAAUUGUUAAUAGUAUUGAAAAAUCCAAUUUAUUCAAUGAUAAUCAAAAUUCAUUCUUAUCACCAAAUUCUAAUGCUUGGGCUGCAAGAGUUAUUUUAUUCUUGGGAUUUUCUUUAUUAGCAGGAGGUUUAGCUGGAUCAUUUAUGGUAUUUAUUGUUAAGUUCUUGAUGAAAGAUAUUAAAUUUCCAACCUUAGGUAUGGGAGUUUCAAAUAUCAUUUGUAAUGGUUGUAUAAUGUUUAGUUGUAUAAUCUUAUGGUUAUCACAAAAUAUUGAAGAUGAAUAUAGUUAUAGUUUAGCAUUAUGA
This is a messenger RNA of Yamadazyma jaroonii, 528 nucleotides long. NCBI's taxonomy places the organism in Eukaryota, Fungi, Ascomycota, Pichiomycetes, Serinales, Debaryomycetaceae. The record is from the annotation of a GenBank genome assembly.